Molecule: messenger RNA, 1242 nt
Organism: Eucalyptus grandis
Lineage: Eukaryota; Viridiplantae; Streptophyta; Magnoliopsida; Myrtales; Myrtaceae
Product: polyol transporter 5-like
Exons: 5
Coding region: 1-1242 (413 amino acids)
Biological process (GO): transmembrane transport
Cellular component (GO): membrane
Molecular function (GO): carbohydrate transmembrane transporter activity
Source: RefSeq, a predicted model, not a curated record
AUGAGUAAGGGGAUAGUAUACAUAAAGCCCGACCAACAAACAAAUGAUGAGUUUGAGGAUCAUCUGAUGGGGGUUUCAAAAUUAUCAUCCCCUAUUGGGUUGAUACUCGCUUGGUGGAUCCCCAACAAGAUUGGUUACCAUUGCAAAAUAGGGUUGGUAGCAAGCAUCUUCUUCGUCGGAGCCCUCAUUGUGACCAUUAAGGAUGACUACUUCAUCCUUGUGGUUGGCCGCUUCAUAAUUAAUAUUGUUGCAACAUAUACCCUCAUCAUCAUUCCCAUUUAUAUUGCUGAAAUCACUCCAGUCUCUUAUCGAGGCUUGCUCACCUCUUUCCUAAGGGGAAGAAUUAAGGUUAGAUAUUUAAAGUUAAAGUUAAAGUUAAAGGAAGGUGAUUGCUUUCUUAUACGUGUUUUGGUGGUUCAGAAUCCCCUCGAUGGCUUAUCACGCAGGGCAGUCGGCGCAAUGCGAAACAUAUCCUUGCCUAGAUCUCCAACUCUGAGGAGGAGGCUACAGUCCAACUUGCCAAUAUUAAGGACUCUUUUGGGAUCCCUGAAGAGAACAAUGACGACAUCAUCGAGGUCACCAGCUAGAGCGAUUGGGGGGACAAGUGACAUAGAAUUGAUGAGUAAGGGGAUAGUAUACACAAAACCCGACCAACAAACGAAUGAUGAGUUCGAGGAUCAUCUGAUGGGGGUUUCAAAGUUAUCCUCCCCUAUUGGGUUGAUACUGGUUUGGUGGAUCCCCGACAAGAUUGAUUACCAUUGCAAAAUAGGGUUGGUAGCAAGCAUCUUCUUCAUCGGAGCCCUCAUUGUGACCAUUAAGGAUGACUACUUCAUCCUUGUGGUUGGCCGCUUCAUAAUUAAUAUUGUUGCAACCUAUACCCUCAUCAUCAUUCCCAUUUAUAUUGCCGAAAUCACUCCAAUCUCUUAUCGGGGCUUGCUCACCUCUUUCCUCAGGAUUCACUCUAACCUCGGCUGGCGUCUCUUACUCAGCAUAAGGGGAAUCCCCUUCUUGCUCAUUUUUUGGGUCUUCGUCAUGCCAGAAUCCCCUCGAUGGCUUAUCAUGCAGGGUCGUCAGCGCGAUGCGAAGCGUAUCCUUGCCCAGAUCUCCAACUCUAAGGAGGAGGCUACAGUCCAGCUUGUCAAGAUUAAGGAGGCUGUUGGCAUCCAUGAAGAGAACAAUGACGACAUCAUCAAUGUCACCAGCCAAGGAGCUUGGGGGGACAUAUGGUGGGAUCUCCACUAG